AGUAUGGGCAGUUGAGUCCAGCGAUGGCCGGGACCUACCUGUCAUGGUUGGUCUAUUUGAUAGGGGAGUUCCAGGGAGGGCUGAAGGGGUUGAAAGGGGAGUUUCAGGGGAUUAGUUGCACAGAAGCAGAGUGUAAAAAUGUAGGUGCGGCAGGAGCUGUUCCUGGAUGUGGUGGUGGACAGUGCCAAGCAGGAACCCAUGGUAAACCCUGCGAUGGUGGUGACGGAGUAUGUAAAUGCACCUCUGUGGUAUCAUGUACCGGGGUACUGCCGGUGUUGUACAAGUAUGGGUUCGGGUAUGGUGAUGUCAAAUGCAUAUGUGGCCUGGCGGCGGCAGUGACUGACCUACUGCAGUCAGUAGAACUCGAGUACAAUGGCUAUCAAGGCGAAGCCAAGGACAAAGGCGCCUCUCAAGAGGAGGUCACUAAUCGCCUCAAUGGACUAUUCUCCCUAGUCCAGGGACUAGGUGGUACUGCAGUGGUACGGACCUAUAUAGACCAGCUGGCACAGGUACUCAGUGCACUCGUUGGGUGGAGUAGGAUAGUGCAGUGUGAGAAGGGCAGUGGCUGCGGUGGCAAUCCACAUGGCAAAGGGAAGUGCGAGUAUCUGAAGGAUUUGACGCCUAACGAUAUGUCAUGUGGAAAGUGUGGGUGUCUUAAGGUAGGCCCUGACAAUCAUCACCUGGGCAGGGGGUGUACAAAGUGUGAUGGAGACAAGUGUGGCAAUACUGGUAGUGGUGGUGGAUGUCAGUGUAAGUGCAAAGAUGGUACCUGUACCAGGGCUGGUGAUGCUGUAGACAACUGCAAAUGUGACCGAAGAUGUUGCUGUACCAUUGAUACAUAUAGAUCGGCAUACAGAGGAAGAUACAGCUCUGAGUCAUACGUAGAAGGAACAAUCACUGCAUACCGAGAAUGUAUGUGGAAUUCAUCGACAAAUACUCCCACUCGUCACCAAUGUGCCCGUAUCCUACUAGGGUCAGUAUGUCUCAUUUGGAGUGGACUUACUUAUAUGUAUUGGACUGGUAAGUGGGCCAAGGGUAGCCCCCGGUGGAACAAUCACAUCCUGGACGGUAGUGGUCUAGAUGAUGGCACACUAUCCCAAUGGCUUCAGGCCCUAGGGUUUCCUAAAGGGAUGUUGAACAAUAGUGGGCCAAAGAAUAGACUAGAUAAGGUCAUAUGGGAUGGGCUUAGGGAUAUGCUUUUCUUGGGAUUCCUGGAGCCUAGUGGUCUCAGUGGUGAUGAUGUCAAGGACGAAAAUGGCAAUACAGCGAGAAGUCCUUUCGGUAUGAAUUACGCUGGAUUUGUACAUACUGCACAUAGGGAUUCAUUCAACACUGAUCAAGCUACUGUCUUCCCUAAUGGUACUAGCUCUAGUACUACUGACACUAACCUCCACAAAUGUGGUGCCUUGUACAAGCUCUAUAUUCUAUCAUGUGCCUAUUUUACCGGGUUACAGAACAAGGCUGCGCCGAAGGCGGACAAUAGAACCCCUAGGACAAUCCGUGAGAUCCUCUACUGGCUUAGUGCAUUGCCCUAUAGUCAGGCAUAUCCAAAGAUACUGAAGCAUGGUAAGGAUAGACUCACAGAAGUACUCAAGAAACCCGGAGAAACUGAAUCUGGUACUGACAAUGACCAGAAACAACUCGCCUUUCACCAAACAGGCCGCACAGCACCCAUUACCGUUGAUGAAUUCAACCUGUUUGCUCACUUCCAAGCAGUGACCCAGUACUGCCCACUGGUCCUCAUAGGUAUCCAUGGUGGACUAGGAAAAGGCACUAACAACACCAAAGAACCUGCCAUUCACUCCCUGUAUGCCAACUCUCACUUCUCCUUCACCUACCCAGAAGUUAAGAUUCAAGCAUACAACCAGGUGGUACACUACAUUAGGGCUCUAUUCUAUCAACUCUAUUUCCUUAGGAAGCAAUGUGCAGUUAAAGUGGCUCUAGGAGGGAAGUGGCGUGAAUGUAGGUAUGGUCAUGGAGUGGUGUCCAAGGGGGUAAUUAGCUGGAUGUGCCUGGGGUGUGACCCCAUGGAACAUGAUAGGAAUUAUAGGGUGGAGAAUAUGAAGAAGGGAUUGGAUGGGGUAGUAAAUAAGCUAAAGGCAUUGGAAGGGAAGGAUAAGGGGGCUGUAGAUGGGGUGAUGGAGUUGAGAAAGGGACUUGAGGCGGCAAAGUCACUAUUGGAUGCAAUAGGUCAGGUAGUGGUACAAUUGGGUAAUGCCCAGGAGAGGUUGGAUACGGGAAAGUCAGAUCUAGACGGAGUGAUGAAGGCACUAAAGAAAGUAUUUUCAGAGGUGAAUAAUGGAAGUGAUCUAAAGGAUGUACUACAGAAGGUACUAGGGGAAAAGUUGUGUGAGAAGGUGGGGGCACUAGAGAAGGCGGGUGGACUAAAGGAUGCUAAGGCUAAGGCUACAGAGGCACUAAAGGCGGCUAAGGAGGCAGUAGAAAAGCAGAACGGUACUGAUGUUGAUCCAUGUAAGAACCUAGUGAGUGCUGCUAUCCAUGGGUUACACAAGGCAUUGGUGCUAUUGAAGGAGGGAGUGAAGAAGCAGAUAGAGGACAGGACAGAUCAACUACUGAAAGCAAAAAAGAAUCUAUCGCAUGUAUUUGCAGUAGGUGUAUCGGUUGAUGAAGAGUACACCACACUGCUCAAUGCCAUUAACCAGCUUAUCUCCCUAUGCACCUCUCCCAAGUGCCCAGGAUGUAAAGACCACGCCAAGAAGUGUGGUCAACCAUCAAAUCCCACUGUCUGUCAGACCUGCCUCCAACCCACUACCACUGGUGUCCCCUCCCCCCUCCAGGCAUUCCUGGAAGACAGGUUGCCAGGGUUUAGUUGUGAUGUAGUACGAGACAUAGAGGACCCGGACAAGUACCCACCUGCUGCAUCCCACUUAGGACACUGUAAUGGCUCAGGUCAGUGCUGUCCACUGCCAAUGGGAUUUAGAAAUCAAUUCUAUAGUGGCAGCAUCGGUGAUAUGACUGGCUCAAGACUCUAUGGCAUCCUAUACUUCUUCAGUAACGAGAACAUGAUGCAAUCAUGUGUCUAUAGGCUAGUCAGGGUAACUUCCGCACUCAGUGCCACUACACCACAGGUAUUGGGUGAUGUAUUCGGGUUCUUUAGGGGAGGUGUAGGAAAUAAAGAGGAGGGAAAGAACCAGAGUGGACAGCAGAAGAACUGUGAUCACACAGGGGAUCCAAGUGGAUCUUAUGAUGAGAACAAGGACAAAUACUUUUGCGGUUGGUGUGCCUCUGGGUUACGGGAAGAGGUAAAGAAGAUAGAGUGGAUACCCAAUGGGAACAGUACUCCAGGAGGGCACUACAUGGACAAAGUCGGUAAAGCGCUAAUAGGUAUUAAGGGAGAGAAAAACGAUGGUAGUGGUGCUCUAAAGUCCAGUGCUGCUACUGCCAAUACCUCCCUCUCAAGACUCACUGAGAACUGCCAGUACCUCUCCCCCCUAACAGGUGAACUCUAUACCGCAGUGAGUGCCACUUUCGGUGGAACAUACCUCUCAUGGGUACUGUACCUAUCAGAUGCACUUCAUUCAGGACUAGAGUCACUUGCUAGUGAGUUCAAGCAAAUUGAAUGCCGUGGCUGUAAGGGACAGUGUGACCCCAAUAAGUGCAAGAAGGGAAGUCAUGGUACCAAUGGUGGUGGACAGUGUGGAUGCCAAUCAAUCGUAUCAUGUACUGGGGUGCUACCAGUACUGUAUAGACAUGGAUUCAGCUAUGGUAAUCCAUUCAAUCUGGAGGGGUACCACCAGAGGGAUGGAAAGACGGAUGGACAGUAUGACAUUGAAGAUAAGAAGAAAGAGCGUACUAAGCAGUGCCAUCAAUUCUUGGACAGUCUCAGUGCAGUGAUUGACAAGAACAAGCAGGACACAUCUAAGGUCGCCUCUCAGAAUCAUCCCCUGACAGAGCUACUAAAGCAGGUCGGCAAGCUCCAACACGACAUACGGCUCCCCUGGAUCUUUGUACUGACCAUAGCCUGGCUAGUAGCGGUACUCUACCUAGCAUUUGGUGCCAUAUGGCCACUGGACUGGACACAUAUGAGGUCACAUUGGUUACGGGGUGGAGCACACCAGUGGCAGUCUAUGUGGUAUAAGGUGAUGACGGGACGGAAGGGAAGAGUAGUGCUGGAGGGGGUGGAAAAUUUUGGUCAAUGUUUAGUAGUGCUUUUAGUAAUGUUUUAGUAUCAUGGUUAGUAAAUGUUUAGCAAGGUAGUGGUAGAAUUUUUGG
Molecule: messenger RNA, 4233 nt
Organism: Babesia bovis T2Bo
Lineage: Eukaryota; Apicomplexa; Aconoidasida; Piroplasmida; Babesiidae
Product: variant erythrocyte surface antigen-1 alpha subunit
Exons: 4
Coding region: 24-4187 (1387 amino acids)
Source: RefSeq, a predicted model, not a curated record